Durusdinium trenchii is the source of this 3009-nucleotide messenger RNA. The record is from the annotation of a GenBank genome assembly. NCBI's taxonomy places the organism in Eukaryota, Dinophyceae, Suessiales, Symbiodiniaceae.
GGCUGAUAUAGAUGACGAACAACAAGUGAUGUUUUGCUUCGACGCCGCUGGCAGUCAUGCUGAUGGCAGUUUGGCCAGCGGUCCUGCUUGCACUGCUGGCCCCUGCUGCGGCACAGGGACGCCUAGGAGUGCUGAUGAGAUGUUUUUUUCCUCAUCAUGUUCAUUAUUUUCUCCCAAGGCAAGGGGCACUGCCCCUUGAAUUGUUUUGCCAGGGAACUCCCCAGUUUGGGAUAAACUGAUCGAUGAUUUUCACACAUCGGCCGCCUCCCCCCAAGGCAUCGGCAAUUUGUCCGGUGAAGUGGCCCGGCGCUCCUGCGCGUUGGGGCGCCACGACUGCAGCCGUCAGGGCCGCAGACUGCUCUUGGCCGGUGGCUACCUGCUGCCGAGCUGUUUCGAUGUCCGCCUUCGCCGGCGCUGUGUCAGUGGUCCUCCACCAGCGAGCCCAAUGGGCCGCGAAGCAGUUGUGGAGGAGGUCGACGCGACCUACGAGUCAGCUGUGGUGAAUGCCUCUUUGGUCCUCCGUUUUCACCUGGCCACGCUGUUGGAAUACACCCAGCGUGCCGAGGCAGUGCGGCAAGUGGGAGAUGUUGAGGCCUCAUGGGUCGCGAUCUUGCGCGGCGCCCUGAGCCAAAGGAGCCGAAGAAGGUCCAGGAGCUUCCGCUAUCACGUGCUGGAUCCGAUGCCGGAGCUGGUGGCCUUUCUGGAGAAGCAUCCGAAGUUCAAGGCGCUUGGAAUCCAAGUGGAUUUCGCAGAUUCAGUUGAUGCGGAUGUGCUUUUCUUUGCUUCCUCGCGCCUGCUGGACUUCUCUUUGGUCACUGGCUCUACCAGGUAUAUCUUGGUGCAUGGAACUCAAGAGGCUGUUGGAUCAGCACAUACGUUGGAUCAGAUGCAGAGUUGGCUUGAUGUCAACAAAGCCUGGCGCUUUGCGGAAUAUUCUGCCCUUGGUUCAGGCUUUGCAGUAUUGGAGAGGAGCCAGAGGAGUUGGGAAAGGCCUGCGAAUUGUUCCUGGGACGCCUCGGCUUGGAGCAAUGCUAUGAGGUUGGCUUCCGAACUGCUGGUGGUGCAACAUGAGUAUCCCAGCUCCUUAGGCGCCACCUGGCGCGUGGAUGGCCCCGUGCUGCAGUCCAUGUCCCGCAAGCUGCAGGCGUUGCGGCGCAGCUGUGUAGGCUCCCUGGAGAUCCAGGCGGCACAGCUGAUCCUGAGACGCUUUCGACGGGGGGAAGAACAAUUGAUGAAAGGAGACUUUUUUGAGACUCCAAGUUUGGUUGCAGUUCCUGGCCUUCCCAUCGAAGUGGCAGAAUCUCAUCCAGAGCUUUCACUGCUUCUGUUAUACAGUGGACUUCCAACAGAGACCUAUCGCCAGUUGCUGGACAUCUCCAUUGCUCGGUGGCCUCAUCGAGUGGAGUUCUGGUACCUCUUGGCGCUGUCUCCAGAGGGGCAGAGCACCACUCGCGUGCACGCGAUCCGCAGAUGUGUCAGCUUGGCACACUUCGAUCGUUCCAUCGUCCACCAGCUGCUGAAGCUGCUGAAUCAGCUCUUCCAUGCCCGAGAGGCACGGCUCCUUUGGGCCGCCGUGGCGGGAAAUCGCUCGAAGCCCUGGGACGAUCGCCGUCGUUCUGCCUUCAGCUCCACCUGGGUGGCGCAGGUCGUCCAUGGCGCCGUCUUCCCCGGCUCCGCCUGGCUGGCGGAGCAUCCGGAGUUUGCCUUUGCUCAGCAGCUCAUGGAAGCGCGCGCCCAGGAGCUCCUUCAAGAACAGUUGAAGAUCAUCCAGACUUAUUCUUCCUCCAAGGUGAACGGCUACUGCAAAGACAAUGGCUGGUGCGAGUAUGUCUUCCUGAUGUUCGAAUAUUGCCACUUCCUCUCGGAGUGUGUGAAGGUUCCCAAGACCUGUCGUGCAAUGCAAGAGAUGGAGCAAAAGGGCCUUCGUUUACUUCGUGCUUCCCUAUCACUAGCAGGAAGUCCUGAAGUGGAGGCGAGCGAUAUGCAUCGACGACACGUCUACAUCCAGCCACACGCCUCGCCGGAGAUCGGACGGAUGCGGCUCUCGUGUACCCUGGUGGUCUCUCCACAGACCAGUUCGACCCUUCGCAUUGAGGGCGAACGCCCCAGAGUCUAUCAGCCUGGAAAGUGCUUUUGGUUCGAUGAAUCCAUGACACAUGAGAUGGACUUUGAAGCCAAUGGGCCGGAAACCUUGCGUGCCACGCUCUACUUGGAUGCACUCCAUCCUGGCUACUAUGGAGAACAGAGCAUCCAGCACAGGUACUAUCCCAUCCCCAAUUCCGUCCCCUGGUGGCGCACGAUCCUCGAACGCCUGGCAUCGCAGCACCGCAGCACGCCUCCUACUAUCGGUGCUAGCCCGCAGCACUAUUCAGCAGCACCUCGACAGCUGCUGCCGUGGCUGUCCUAUGCAGUGGAGGCCCACCAAGUGGAUGCAGAUAUUUGUUUACGAGGUGACUUUGGUCGCCUCUUUCACGACAACGCCUUUUGGAACCCGGGAGACCGACACCGCCCCUUGACGAUGUUGCAGCUCUUCCAGCGGAUGCGCACGCUGGAGCACUUGGGGACUGUCGAUCCGGACUUGAGGUCUCUGUUGGAAAGGAAUCGACGCUUCACGCAGCAAGACCUGGACGAGUUAACGCAGGAUACAUGGACUUGCUUGGCGCUGGGCUGCCAGGGAUGCAAGGCGCUGGAGAUGUUUGGACUUUGCUGGCAUGACUUGGCUGAGGAAAUCCUUUUGAGAUUGCUUCGAGGAUUCUCGCAGACCUUGCAUUUGCACAUUUAUUUCCUCCGGAGGUGGUUCACUUUGCUUGGCUUGGGUUUUCCUCCCAAGGGCGGCUAUGGCUUGACGCGGGAGCAGCUCUUCAGCAUCCUGCAGGAGCGAAGAUCCGAGGCAGAAGCCUUCUUCAGCGAGGUGAGUUGAAAAGAGGCGCUUGACCAAGGUCUAUGGCAUGCGUUGAACAUCCGAAAUCGCCUGAGCGUUAAGCAUUUGACACUUCAGCCACGAAAGGG